Caenorhabditis auriculariae is the source of this 1896-nucleotide messenger RNA. NCBI's taxonomy places the organism in Eukaryota, Metazoa, Nematoda, Chromadorea, Rhabditida, Rhabditidae. The record is from the annotation of a GenBank genome assembly.
AUGCCCGGCAGAGAAGGCUUGGUUCUGCACGUGCCCAGCAGAUGUAAUAUAUUGCAAUGACGGUUUUUCAGAUCUUCAUAAUUACAGUCCGAGCGAUGUGCUUUUGCUGAAACGUCGAAACAAUGAAUUUUGAAACAUCAUCGCAGAUAAAAAAAAAUUUCUGCUUCUAAUUUAUCCAUGUUCCAAUCAUUUUUUGUUUUCUAUAUAAACCGAUGAACAAAAAGAUGUUUUUGAGUUGAUAAUCUCGGGAAAAAAGUAAAUUUAUCAUAAGGCAUUUUUAAUUGAGCGUACGGUAACAACCUAUGCACAUAAGUUGCUUACAGUAAUCUAAAAUAAUUUUGCAAACAACUCUUUAUUUAUUUUCUUUUUUAUGAAAAUGCUCAUCAUUAUAAAUUUGUUUUUUACAGAUUAUGGGUAGUUAUUUUUUUCUUCUUCAUCUACUACAGCCCUCGACUUACAGAAAUUUCUGCGAGAAACUGAACAAAUUCGGGUAUUCUUUACAAAUAUAUAAAUACAUUAUAUAUUUAAAAAAAUGAUGUCUGAGAUGAAUCUAGAUGUUCGAUCAAAUCAGAAGCAGAAGCAUAUUAAGAUAUUGGUUUUUAAAGUUUUUGCACCAUUAAGUUAAUUCAUUGUCCUUUCUCAUUUCACCUUCUAAUGUUAAGAUCGAACGAGAACUGGCGUUGAUGCAGAUUCGAGAGAGUAGACGUUUAGCUUUGAAGCUGGCAGAAGAACGAGAGAAGUUGAACUGGUCUUUGUGCGGCGGAGCUCUGGUUGUAGUUUUAUCAACACUUUCCUCUUUUCAUCAUAAGUUUUGACUAUUUAACUUUAGCAUCGGACCAUCAGAUUUCAGAAAUUUAUUGCACAUGCUUCCAGUGUUUCCCACUGCUACUUUUCUCGGUUACAAGGCACAUUUCUGUUACGGAGACCAGCUUCAAAGAAUAAAAGGUUUUAUUCUUCUAGUUUUUCUUUUGAACUGAAAAUAAAAUUUUCAGAAAAUUCGUUAAAUUUGAUUGAGAAAGACGACGAAAGGCUGAAUCUCUUCCCAGCUUCUUUGAACGAAGUGAAGCAGCGAUCAAAAACAGUUGAAGCAAAUUUCUGAAGAUGAAGGUUUUUAAACCUUUUUAUCCAGCAUUCUAGGUUUUUUUUCUUAUUUAAAAUUUACUGAUUUUUUCCGCUGCGGGUUACUUUAGCUUUUCUAAUAAAUUUUUUUGUUUAAAAAUUGUCAUUAAACUUGGAAACCUACAACUGUGAAUAAACUGUUGAUUUAUUUUUUCAUUACUAACUACCAAUUCACUUAUCAUUAACACAGGGAAUGAAAAGCGCAUUGUUUGAUGAAAUAAAAAGAGACGCAGAUGAGAAGGUUUGAUAAUUUCAAAAAGCUCGCUUUAUAUUUCGAACUUUAGAUGGAGCUGCGUUUAGCCAUGCUUGACCUCAACAAUAAUCAGAACGAAGCCCUGGAGGUUAAUUUUUGUUUUUUUUUUUGUUAAUAGUAAUUUUUAUAGUUAUCAAAAAGACGCGAACAGUUUGGCUUCGAAGUUUUGGCGGCAGCCACCACGACUGCCGUUCUUCUUGCGGCUGGCUCAAUUUACAAACGCAAGGUUCUUUUUUUGAUACGAAAUCUUUUUUUUUACUCAUUCAAAUAAAAUAUUUUAUAGGAUUUAGUAGUGCCCAUUGUACCUCUCAUUAUGGGUAUCGGGUACAGAUAUGAUGCCGCCUUCGGCACGAACCGUGAAUCUAUUCGAGGUACCAGUUUUUUUUUUGGCACAAUAAACUAGAAAUCUUGCAGAAUCUGCCGAAAAGAUCCUCAAAACAAAUCCUGAGCUGGUGCAACCUAUAGCCGGCGCUAUAACACUUAGACAAAUCGACGAGUACAGGAAAGCAAACUUUCAAAAAUAA